Messenger RNA from Chara braunii, 1893 nucleotides. The record is from the annotation of a GenBank genome assembly. NCBI's taxonomy places the organism in Eukaryota, Viridiplantae, Streptophyta, Charophyceae, Charales, Characeae.
UGGCGAGCACCCCACAAUUCCAAGGAUGCAUCUCAAGCUGGUGCUCCUACCUCUGUCUCCUCACCCUCCCCUUCCCCCUCCAGCUCACAAAUAGCACCAGUGGGGCCUGGUCCUCGCUUUCCGAGCUCUUAAAGAGAGAACACAACAGGAGUCAAGCGAGCAAGCAGACUGAGAACGGAAAGAAGCAACAAGUCGAGGGGCGGUGAUGGCGGUUUCGACAGAAGCCUUUGUCAGGGCAGUGCAAUGGAGUACAAGUGUGGCAGUGAAUGACAGAGGUCUGACUGUGGAGAAUUGCGCUUCACAUCGGGUUGGUGAGAUGGGGGCAGUUAGCAGGAGCUCCAUGAGGCUGUCAACUGAUUGCGCAGCGAGCGACCGGUGGGUCAUGCACGGGCCAAACCGGGACGAAGUUCUGGCUUUGGAACAUAGUUGGCGGCAAAGAGGAGGAUGGCAGUGCUCGGCAAGAAGAAGGGAGGGUCAAAUUAUGGACUGGAAGACGUUGACAACUAUGAGGGGAAGGACUUUCAAGGCAGUGUCGGUGUGGGGCAUGGAGGGGGAGGAGGAGGACGAGGAGCAGGAGGACAAGGGUCAUAGGCGGGAGAAUUCAAAAAGUUCGAUGAACGGGAGAUGGAGGGGAAGUGCCAGAAUGCGAUCGGUGGCAACGAUGGCGUCUGCAUCAGCUGCAGCUAUAUCAACGGCAAGGACAGGAGAGAAGGAGACGAUUGGCGGGGAGGCUGAUACUGCAAGGGCGGAGGCGCAGACACGCGUUGACGUGUUGGCGGAAGCGUUGCCAUAUAUGCAAAGAUUUCGCGGGAAAACUAUCGUCGUUAAGUAUGGAGGGGCAGCAAUGAAGGAUGAGAGUCUGAAAGCUGAUGUGAUUAAGGAUUUAGUGCUGCUGACGUGUAUCGGCGUGAGGCCAGUGUUGGUGCACGGAGGGGGCCCAGAGAUCAACCAAUGGUUGAAGAAGUUGGGCAUCCAGUCGGAGUUUCGGAAUGGGUUGAGGGUGACGGAUGAAGCGACGAUGGAGGUAGUGGAGAUGGUGCUCGUCGGGAAAGUGAAUAAAUCGAUCGUGUCGUUGAUCAACAAGGCAGGAGGAUCAGGUGUGGGCAUGUGCGGUAAGGACGCAGGGUUAAUUACCGCAAGAGCAUUGGAUACAGGCUUAGGUUUUGUGGGAGAGGUAGCAAGCAUGGACACAACGGUGUUAACGGAACUCGUCGAAGGCGGGAGAAUCCCGGUGGUGGCCACCGUGGCGGCCGACUUGUCAGGACAAGCGUACAACAUCAACGCCGAUGCAGUGGCCGGAGCGCUAGCAGCAUCGCUGAAGGCAGAGAAACUGAUAUUGAUGACCGACGUGCCUGGAGUGAUGAGAGAUGGCAAAGACAUUGCGUCAUUGAUAACGGAGGUGGAUGUGGAGGGAGCAAGGAAUCUGAUGGCAGAAGGAGUGGUGUCCGGGGGAAUGAUUCCGAAGGUGGAGUGUUGUAUCCGCGCACUGAGCAACGGUGUGAAGAAGGCGCAUAUCAUUGAUGGAAGGGCACCGCAUUCACUCCUCAUGGAAUUACUCACCGAUCAAGGAGCGGGAACCAUGAUAUCCCCUUAAAUUAUCAGUUCGCACGAAGCUAAGUAGUGCUCUUACCAGUAUACCUGGUGAGAGCAUGUCGAUUCGGGCCUGGGACGAGAGUGAAAGCGGGAGGCCACUUUGAAAAGGCAGAGUUGCAGGCUCGUGAGGCUUGGAAGGUAGGUUCGUGAACUUAGGCUCGUGUGAAUUGGUGGUUUUAUGAUAAGACUGAUUAUUUCAUGGUGACGUUUGAAUUGAUUCAAUUUGAUUGGGUUGUGAAUGCAAUGGAAUGACCCAUGGGCAUAUUGUGUCAAUGCAAUUGCAGUUAUUGCACUUCAAUC